Messenger RNA from Bicyclus anynana (squinting bush brown), 1755 nucleotides. RefSeq lists its product as uncharacterized. Gene Ontology annotation, molecular function: cobalamin binding. NCBI's taxonomy places the organism in Eukaryota, Metazoa, Arthropoda, Insecta, Lepidoptera, Nymphalidae. The transcript is spliced from 10 exons. The coding region runs from base 180 to 1592 and encodes 470 amino acids. Gene Ontology annotation, biological process: cobalamin transport. The record is from RefSeq and is a predicted model, not a curated record.
GCUCGCAUUGCACGGGGGGUAGCAACUGUCUCGUGAAUUUCACAUUUACAGAAGAGCUUUCAGUAGCCGCCUAGCCUUCGAGGAAGGCGGACGCGCGUCGCGUACACCCCACGAAUAUUCCCGAAGUUGCUUUGCUAUAACUCAGUGUAUUGGAAGCUCGGGGGACAACAGAGCCUGUCAUGAUGGUGAAAAAUCACAUGUCUACGGUCGUCGCUUUGGUGUUGCUCUUCGGGAUGGUCUAUGGCCAAACUGAAACGGAACCGCCGAGUACUCUAACAACUCGGCCAGCGACCACCACAGCGGCGCCUACCACGGUCGCCUGGGAGACGGAGACGUUGAACGAAGGUCAGGCUAUCCAGAAAGCCCUGCAGUACCUGCUGCAGAACCGACAGCCGGACUGGGGAUGGGGCAACGACACUCACCAUGUCAUGCUUACGUUACAGUUAGCGAAUAACACUGGCAAAGAAAUAGAACAGCAAGGAUUGGAGAUGCAACUGUCUGCCAAGCAAAUGGAUAUUGAAAUAUUGCUCAUGAUGUCAAAGCACCACGAAUCACCACCGCCACUCGGCCGUCUUGCCGCUUACACUCUUGCACUGGGAGCUCUGUGCAAAGACCCACGAUCUUUCCACGGGCGGGACCUGGUCGCUACGUUGCUCCACCGCGAGCCGCCGCACGAUCUGGAGUUCGCGUACGCCACUCUCGCGGCUUGCUCCUCGGCGGCUCAUGUACGUCGGCGCCAUAUCAGGCGACUGCUGGACAUCGCUAACGCUGCUGCUGAUCAUAGUCUUGACGCAAUUUCCAUGGUAAUUCUUGCCCUGCGAUGCGUGGUGCAGGACCACCGUCACCGCAGUCUCAUACACUUCGUGCGUCGCCCCAUGGCCGGAUUGGCGAGGCAACAACAUCCGGACGGAAGCUUUGGAACUCUCACCACUACUGCACUCGCUAUACAGGCCCUCGAAGACUCCGACAACGGUCCCGGCGCCCAUCAGCACUGGAGCCUCCCUGCUGCCAGGAAGUGGCUGCUGGAGAGGCAGGAGCCCGACGGCGGCUGGGGGGACGUAGCUAAGACCGCUGCAGCGGUUGCAGCGCUGACCCCGGCCUCGCUAGCCGCUGUACGACCGCCACACUGCAGCGACAAACUGCUGGAUAGUCGACAUGAACCACUAGACAGCAACGGCGGCGACGGCAGCCUCAAGAUGGCGUACCAAACCGGCCACUCCAGCAACGACUCCGACGCGCGCAACGUCUCCUUCACCUACACGCUGUGGCUCGGCACCAAUGUCACUGAAAACUACACCCUGUACAUGGUAGCUCCCAGAAACAUCUCCUUCUACCACGUAAUGCAAAUGGCCGCCGAGCAAGAGCCGAAGUUCAAGUUCGAAGCGAGUGAGUGGCCCAACGGUCACUAUGUGCACACGCUCGCUGGACACAAGGAGGAGCCGAUGGGCUACCACUAUUGGCUGCUGUAUCGGCUGCCAGAGAUCCCGGACCCUACUAGCCCACCUGGAAACCAGCUAGUUGCACCUGUUGGUGUAGAUGAUCUACUAGUCGAAGAUGGCGAACAUUAUCUUUUCUGGUACAAGAAGCUGUAAUUAUUUAAUAUUUUUUUUAAAUAAUUGAUCUACUGCGUGUUUUAAAGUAAAUAUUUUGACUUCAUUUUUUCAAUAAUUCUAUUCCAAUGGACUUCAAAUGAUAUAACUUCAUAAAGGACCCUGACGUUAUACAUAUCCCUACUUGAACAUUUUCACUACUUAU